Molecule: messenger RNA, 5022 nt
Organism: Penicillium diatomitis
Lineage: Eukaryota; Fungi; Ascomycota; Eurotiomycetes; Eurotiales; Aspergillaceae
Product: DNA-directed RNA polymerase I core subunit RPA190
Exons: 5
Coding region: 1-5022 (1673 amino acids)
Biological process (GO): DNA-templated transcription
Cellular component (GO): RNA polymerase I complex
Molecular function (GO): DNA-directed RNA polymerase activity; DNA binding
Source: RefSeq, a predicted model, not a curated record
AUGGCGACAUUUGCACGACCCAUUGCGUCAAGCAUUGCCGGAGUGGACUUCACCGUUUACUCCGACGAGGAGAUCAAGAAGCUUUCGGUGAAGAGAAUUCAUAAUACUCCGACUUUGGAUUCUUUCAACAACCCUGUGCCUGGUGGUCUCUAUGAUCCUGCCAUGGGCGCAUGGGGUGACCAUGUCUGCACAACAUGUCGUCAGAACUCUUGGUCUUGUACCGGCCAUGCCGGUCAUAUCGAGCUACCAGUUCCCUUGUAUAACGUCACUUUCUUCGAUCACAUCUAUCGCCUUCUUCGUGCGCAGUGUGUAUACUGUCAUCGGCUCCAAGUGUCCCGGGACAUGAUCAACAUGUACACAUGUAAACUACGUCUUUUACAGUACGGACUUACCGAUGAGGUAGCAAAAGUCGAUGCAAUGGGAGCCGUUAAGGCUGCUAAAUCGAAAACACAGAAAGCUACUGGUGACGACUCGGAUUCCGAUGAUGAUGACCCUGAUUCCAUCAUGGAAAAGCGUAUCGCAUACGUCAAUCGUUGUAUCAAAGAAGCCAAGAGAGAUGGCAGACUGGAGGGGUUGAUGGCUGGCGCAAAGAACCCUAUCGCUGCCGAGGGUCGACGAGAGCUGGUGAAAGCUUUCUUCAAAGAUAUCACCGGCAUCCGAAAAUGCGCUAACUGCAGUGGAGUGUCACCGUCAUAUCGAAAGGACCGCUACAACAAAAUCUUCCGAAAGCAGCUUCCCGAGAAAGCCAAGCUUGCGAUGCUUCACGGAGGGUUCCAGGCCCCUAACACUUUGAUCCUUCUCGAUCAAGAGAAGAAGGCUAACGCCAAGAAGGGCCAGUCAGCGGUCAAGGGUGUUUCCGAGGCCGGCAGCGCUGUGACCGAGACUCACGGCGCCGAAGAGGAAAUUCUCCGUGGCGCUGCCGUCACAGCUCAAUCCACGCAGCCUGGAUCCACUGGCCAAGAAUUCAUGACAUCUUCUGAGGUCUAUGCCGCCAUGUGUCUCCUCUUCGAGAAAGAAGGCGAGGUUCUGCAGUUAGUGUAUAACUCUCGUCCAGUCCCGAAGGGAGUGAAGGUCGUGAGCGCGGACAUGUUCUUCAUCAAGAGCCUGCUUGUUCCACCAAACAAAUACCGUCCCGCCGCUGCGCAAGGGCCUGGCGAAAUCAUGGAGGCUGCUCAGAACACGCCUUUCAACAACAUCCUCAAGCAGACGGACGUCAUCAAUCAGAUCAAGAAGGAGAUGCAGAACGAGAAUGAGAAAAUUAUGAGCCGGGCGCGGAAUCUGAGUGAUCUUCUGCAGGCUAUAGUUGCUCUCCAGGACUUUGUCAACGGUCUGAUCGAUCGUGAGCGAACUUCCGUGACCGGAUCGGCAAUUGCUCAGUUACCCAAUGGUAUCAAGCAGCUGCUCGAAAAAAAGGAGGGCCUGUUCCGCAAAAACAUGAUGGGUAAGCGUGUCAAUUUCGCUGCCCGUAGUGUUAUCUCUCCUGACCCGAACCUCGAGACCAAUGAAAUUGGUGUGCCUUUGGUGUUCGCGAAGAAGUUGACCUUCCCGGAGCCUGUCACCAACCACAAUUUCUGGGAACUGAAGGAAGCCGUAAUCAAUGGCCCCGACAAGUACCCUGGUGCUGCGGCGAUCGAAAAUGAGAACGGCCAGGUCAUCAACUUGAAGUUCAAGAGCUUGGAUGAGCGGACUGCCCUUGCAAACCAGCUGCUUGCUCCUUCAAAUUGGCGGCUGAAGGGGACCCGCAACAAGAAGGUCUACCGCCAUCUGACCACGGGUGACUAUGUCCUGAUGAACCGACAACCUACCCUUCACAAGCCCUCCAUCAUGGGUCACAAGGCCCGUGUUCUUCCAAACGAGCGGACAAUUCGAAUGCAUUACGCGAACUGUAACACCUACAACGCCGAUUUCGACGGUGAUGAGAUGAACAUGCAUUUCCCCCAAAAUGAGCUUGCACAGGCAGAGGCUCGCAUGCUUGCCGAUGCUGACCACCAGUAUCUGGUGGCCACUUCCGGCAAGCCUCUUCGAGGUCUGAUUCAAGAUCAUAUCUCGAUGGCUGUUUGGUUCACGUGUCGAGAUGCCUUCUUUGACGAGGAAGAUUAUCACCAGCUCUUGUACAAUUGCUUACGACCUGAGAACUCGCACAUAGUUGGCGAUCGCAUCCAACUGGUCGAACCAGCUUUUCGGAAACCCAAGUUCCUCUGGACCGGCAAGCAAGUGAUCACAACUAUCCUGAAGAAUAUCAAGCCAGAAAAUAGCGGCGGAUUGACUCUCAAGGGCAAAUCUUCCACACCGGGUGAUCGGUGGGGUAAGGGCAAUGAGGAAGACACCGUCAUCUUUGAUGAUGGUGAGUACCUCUGUGGUAUUCUGGAUAAGAAACAGCUUGGUCCGACUGCUGGUGGUCUGAUUGACGCUGUUCACGAGGUCUAUGGACACACCAUUGCAGGAAAGCUGAUGAGUAUUCUUGGACGCCUUCUGACUCGAUUCCUCAACAUGCGGGCUUUCACUUGCGGCAUUGACGAUCUCCGCUUGACAAAGGAAGGUGAUCGUAUCCGUAAGGAGAAGUUGAGCACGGCUGCAGAGAUGGGUCGUCAAGUUGCUUUGAAAUAUGUUACGCUUGACCAGUCUUCUGUCGCUGAUCAAGAUGCUGAGUUGAAUCGACGUUUGGAGGAUGUGCUUCGUGACGAUGAUAAGCAGAGCGGACUCGAUAGCGUUUCGAACGCUCGAAAUGCCAAGCUUUCCUCCGAAAUCACUAGCGCUUGUCUUCCUGCAGGCCUUGCUAAGCCUUUCCCUUGGAAUCAGAUGCAGUCGAUGACCAUCUCUGGAGCCAAGGGUUCUGGAGUGAAUGCCAACCUUAUUUCUUGCAAUCUGGGACAGCAGGUUCUCGAGGGUCGACGUGUUCCUGUCAUGAUCAGUGGCAAGACGCUGCCCUCUUUCCGAGCGUUUGAGACUCACCCAAUGGCUGGUGGUUUUGUCAGCGGUCGAUUCUUGACUGGUAUUAAACCUCAAGAAUAUUACUUCCACGCAAUGGCUGGUCGAGAAGGGUUGAUUGAUACUGCCGUCAAGACCUCUCGCUCCGGUUAUCUGCAGCGCUGCCUGAUUAAGGGAAUGGAGGGCCUUCGAGCCGAAUAUGAUUCCUCUGUACGAGAGGCGUCCGACGGGUCUAUUGUCCAAUUCUUGUACGGCGAAGAUGGUCUCGACAUUACCAAGCAGGUUCAUUUGAAGGACUUCAAGUUCCUCGCAGAGAACCAGCUAUCUGUUUCAAAGCAAGUUCAAGCCAGCCACUAUCGCGAUCUUGUGAACACAGAGGCAAUGGCAUGGAAUAAGGAUGCUCAGAAGGCGGUGCGCAAAACACAUGAUCUCGCCGCUAUGGAUCCUGCCUUGUCGGUGUUCCACCCGGGUGGAAACUUGGGAAGCACAUCAGAGGAAUUCGCCCAAGCCUUGAAGAAGUUCUCGUCUGAUAAUUCCGACUUGUUCAAGGACAAGAAGGAUGACUCUGAGCGCAAGAUCAACAAGAAGUCUUUCGAAGCUUUGAUGAACAUGAAGUACAUGAAAUCUAUUAUUGACCCUGGUGAAGCUGUUGGUAUCAUGGCUGGUCAAAGUGUUGGUGAGCCAAGUACCCAAAUGACACUGAAUACUUUCCAUUUGGCUGGUCACUCGGCCAAGAACGUCACACUCGGUAUUCCCCGUCUGCGUGAAAUCGUCAUGACGGCCAGUGCCUCAAUUAUGACUCCCACCAUGACACUCUAUCCCGUCAAGGAACUCUCGAAGGAGCAGGGCGAGAGAUUCGCCAAGGGUCUCAGUAAGCUCAGCAUUGCUGAGGUUGUUGACAAGGUUCAAGUCCGGGAACGCAUCGGCUCAGGAGUCGGUCACGCGAAGGCCAAGAUCUAUGAUAUCGUUAUCUCAUUCUUCCCUCCAGAUGAGUAUACCAAGGAAUACAGUAUUCAAGUGACCGAUAUCUACCGGGCCCUCGAACUCAAAUUCAUUCCCCGCUUGGUGAAGCUUAUCAAGGCUGAGCUUAAGAAGCGCAAUGAAGAUAAGACGGGUACCAAGACCUCUACAGCCCAACCCGAGAUUGGAGUUUCAGUCGGCCGAGUUGCAGAAGGUCCUACCGGUCCCGAUCGCGCGGAAGAGCCGGCGGACGAGGACAACGAAGACGACGAAGAUGAUGCUAAGCGGGCUCGCGGCGGUCAAAACCGCAACAACCAGGUGUCAUACGAGGGUCCCGACGAUGACGAGCAAGACAUCAUCCGUGGGCAAGACGAAGUCGACGUUGAUGACGAGGAUGAGGAGCUCCGUGAUGCUUCUGAUGACGAAUCUGGCGACGACUCGGACGACGACAAGGUUCAAGAGCAGAAGCUCCGCGAGGACAACGUGAAGAGCAAGUUCCCUGAGAUCAACAAGUUCGAGUUUGACAUGAAGAAGGGCACUACUUGCACUAUUCAGCUUGAGUACGAUAUCGAGACGCCCAAGCUUCUUCUGCUUCCUCUAGUCGAGAACACUUGCCACUUUGCUGUAAUUCAGCAGGUUCUCAACAUCGGAAGCUGCGUUUAUGUUGAAGGCGAUGAGAUCAAGGGCGAGCCUCCUUGCAUCAUGACUGACGGUGUGAACUUGCUCGCUAUGCGCGACCACCAAGAUGCGAUCAACCCGCACUCCCUCUACACCAACUCUAUUCAUGACAUGCUCAAUCUCUACGGCGUUGAAGCCGCCCGUGCCACCAUCAUUCGCGAAAUGGACUCCGUUUUCAAGGGUCACAGUAUCUCUGUCGACAAUCGCCAUCUGAAUUUGAUUGGUGACGUGAUGACUCAAUCUGGUGGAUUCAAGGCCUUCAGCCGUAAUGGUCUCGUCAAGGAUUCCACAUCUCCAUUCGCCAGGAUGUCAUUCGAGACCACUGUUGGUGCGCUGAAGGACGCUGUUGUGGAGCGUGACUUCGACAACCUGAAGGGCCCCAGUAGCCGAAUUGUCGUUGGCCGCUCGGGCACUGUUGGUACUGGUGCCUUUGACGUUCUUGCUCCUGUGGCAUAG